This is a messenger RNA of Protopolystoma xenopodis, 2202 nucleotides long. Lineage: Eukaryota; Metazoa; Platyhelminthes; Monogenea; Polystomatidea; Polystomatidae. The record is from the annotation of a GenBank genome assembly.
AUGGCUAGCCUAAGAGCUGCCGACUCGUUUUCUAAUGAAGACGCCCUCAACAUGAGCAACCUGGUUGAUUUAAAUGACAGUCUGAAGAAAGCCUUUCAACGUCUGAAUAGUUGGCGAAGUCAGAGUAAUCAACUUGAUCUUUUUGCUCCAGAAGAGUCUGUAUUUGACGAACUGGACACCUCUGCUUCAGAAUCCAUCAUGCGCAGUCUAGCUGGGCCCGAUUAUUCUUUGCAGCAAGACAUACCAACCACGAUGCCGAGUUCAGCAAUACCCUCUUCCGUUGCCGCUGGCAUGAGCAACUCCAUAGUCGCUCAUACAACUCCUCCAUCUGCCACACUGGACUCUGCAAUUGUUGGAAGGUCACCGAUCUCGGCACACCUUGCCCCGCUUGAGGUGAAUCCGCAUUCGAGGAAUUUGAACAGCCCUCAACAAGACUGCUUUUCUGGCCGAAUUUCUGAAAUGACAGCUCCCAGCUACCAAGUUGCCUGCUGCUGCCCACCUGAUAGUCUGCCUCAACCAGGUCUUGCGACUAGAAUCACCUUAGAGGGAAGCUCAAAUAUGACAGUUUCACAACAACAUCUGCUCCAGCAACAGCAACAAACGCAUCUUCAGACUCACAAUCCACAACAAUAUCAUCUACAACAGCACGAUCCUGUAGCUCUCUGCACUAGUGAGAAGACUAGAAUGACCGAUUAUGAAGUAACCGAAGCGUCUGUUCGACCCAGCGGGGUGCCUGUUCCCUGCAGAGUACUGUUGGAGACAACGACGGGCCAAGCGAUGAGCCUAGGAUCGGGGUGGGUGCCAAUGGUACUGCCUAUGAACCCCGGCCUAGCCGAACCUAGAGCGGCAGUAACUGGCUGCACUUCCAAGUCGGUUGUAGAAAAGAGCGCCGAGGAGUCUGUCGGUUUUAUGGAUCAAACUCUACAGCAAGUUCACUAUAUGGUGGCCAGCCCUGGCCAGGGCAUAGCCCAGGCCAGCAGACUAGGCAGUUUUGGUAGACCAGUUCACCCUGGCCCAACUAUAGCCGGCUCCCCUCUUCACCCAACUUCGUCAUCCUCCUCUUCCUCUAUCUCUCCCUCCUCUUCGUCUUUGUCCUCUUCGUCGCCGUCGUCCUCCGCCUCUUCAAUGGCCGCGAUUUCUUCCAGCUCCACUUCUGAAUGGUCGCCUCCCCUUCCGACUUCACCACUUACCAGUGGCCAAUUACAACAUGCUUCAUCACUUUUGCGACCCACUCAAUCCCAUGCUUGUCACCCCUGCCCCUCUAUCUCUUCUUCUCCCUCCAGCACGAUUACCAUCUCCUCGUCAACCUGCUCAUCCUACGAGUUGGUCUAUCAGAACUCGAAUUCUUGCCUCCUGGUACCGCAGACCCUCACCUCUAAUCAUAAUACCAGUGUGUCUCGUGGUAUCCCACUUUCGACUUCCUCCUACUCCUCUUCUCCACCGAUCACCACUAAUCUCCAGCCUGCCAGGCCAAUAUCGAUAUCAGCCGUCGAGUUUGCCGAACCCAACGACCACGGUGAUCAAUUGCUAUCAGCAUCCUACUUCCAGCCAAUACUGACCACCCCAGACCGUAUUUCGUCCUCUGUCAGUCUACCUCAGUCUGCUGGCCAGACAGGGAUAGAAACACUAGUGACGAAACGAAGUAUAGACAGCAGUGAAGCUAUUCUAAAUAUGCCCAUCGAGACUACAUAUUCGGCUGGCGCCACGAUGACUUCAAAUCUUGUAAAUGUGCCUACUUUAGUUAACGGCCUUAUCGCAGUUAGUUGCAAUAGUAGAGUGAAUCAUCAGCAAGCCUAUCACUCGGAGUUUAGUCACGGCUGUUCCAACAUGUCUACGGUGGCAUCAACUCCGUUGCCUUCUCUGACUUCGCGUCUUUCAGCCUCUCUUCCUCCUCUAGUGGUAUCAAACCGUUCACAGGCGAGUGCAUUCUCAGACUCUUCUGCUCGGAUGGGCAAUACCAGUUAUGCCUGCUUAGGGACAGUCUCCAGAACGGCUAACGAAGUCUUGGCUCAAACGCGACAGCCUGCCCCAGACCUGGCGUACUGCCACAUGGUACGAGGAGCAGACGAAUGUCUUGAUAAAGACAUUGAGGAGGAUGACGAUGAAGAAUACGGCGGGAACGGAACAAAAUUACCCAGGAUGAAUGGAAUAGAUGACUACGAAGAUGAUGAAGAUGAGUUCAAUUGGGACUCGAUCGUCUGA